Molecule: messenger RNA, 598 nt
Organism: Homalodisca vitripennis (glassy-winged sharpshooter)
Lineage: Eukaryota; Metazoa; Arthropoda; Insecta; Hemiptera; Cicadellidae
Exons: 3
Coding region: 115-429 (104 amino acids)
Source: RefSeq, a predicted model, not a curated record
CAUUGAAAAGAAAGAAAUUCAAACCAACAAAACAUACUGUUCUGUGUGGUAAACAUUUCAAAGAAGACGAUUUUCAUUUAGUUUUACCAAACACAACUAAGAAAAGACUAAAAAAUGAAGCAAUUCCGACAUUGUUUGACUUUCCAUCAAAUAUCCAACCACCGCCAAAAAAACAGAGGAGGGUUGUCAUCAAAAAGAAGUUACCCGUACCUAUUCAGCCACCUAGUGCAGAUCUUCGAUUUGAAGCCAACACGUCUAUGUCAUCGGUUCUGCUGCUGCCGUUGGAACACGACCAGUCAGUUUCCACACCAAACGAGCAAAAAUCAACAGUUGGCCUACAUCAAACACCGGAUAAGCGGAAAACUGCAUCACCAUCCACAUCUCUAUCUCCCAGAAAAGUGCUAUUGCGCCGGAAGGUUAAAGCUCUAAAGCAAAAAUUAAAAAGAAGGGACUGUAAAUUAAGGUCAAUGAAAGAAUUGAUUUCAAAUUUGAAAAACAAAUUUAAAGCACCAGAUUCGUUAAUCGAAAUUGUAGAAAACAACUUUACAGGGUUGCCUUUCGAGUUAUUGUUGAGUAGCCUGAAAAACAAAGGAAAAAG